AUGCCUCCUCUCCGUCUGUGGGAGACAAGCGGUUGUCCUUUGGUCCUUGGGCUCCCCCAACCAGGAUGCUCCAACUGUCAGUUCUCUACCAACCAACCCCCACUGCUCACCCCCAGUUCUCUACCAACCAACACCCACUGCUCACCCCCACUCCUCCAACUGUCAGUUCUCUACCAACCAACCCCCACUGCUCACCCCCAGUUCUCUACCAACCAACCCCCACUGCCCAGCCCCACUCCUCCAACUGUCAGUUCUCUACCAACCAACCCCCACUGCCCACCCCCACUCCUCCAACUGUCAGUUCUCUACCAACCAACCCCCACUGCUAACCCCCAGUUCUCUACCAACCAACACCCACUGCCCACCUCCACUCCUCCAACUGUCAGUUCUCUACCAACCAACCCCCACUGCUCACCCCCAGUUCUCUACCAACCAACCCCCACUGCCCACCCUCACUCCUCCAACUGUCAGUUCUCUACCAACCAACCCCCACUGCCCACCCCCACUCCCCCAACCAGGAUGCUCCAACUGUCAGUUCUCUACCAACCAACCCCCACUGCCCACCCCCAGUUCUCUACCAACCAACCCCCACUGCCCACCCCCAGUUCUCUACCAACCAACCCCCUCUGCCUACCCCCAGUUCUCUACCAACCAACCCCCACUGCCCACCCCCAGUUCUCUACCAACCAACACCCACUGCUCACCCUCACUCCCCCAACUGUCAGUUCUCUACCAACCAACCCCCACUGCCCACCCCCAGUUCUCUACCAACCAACCCCCACUGCUCACCCUCACUCCCCCAACUGUCAGUUCUCUACCAACCAACCCCCACUGCCAACCCCCAGUUCUCUACCAACCAACCCCCACUGCUCACCCCCACUCCCCCAACUGUCAGUUCUCUACCAACCAACCCCCACUGCCCACCCCCAGUUCUCUACCAACCAACCCCUACUGCUCACCCCCACUCCCCCAACUGUCAGUUCUCUACCAACCAGCUCCGACUGCCAACCCUCACUCCGUUAA
Messenger RNA from Salmo salar (Atlantic salmon), 1023 nucleotides. Lineage: Eukaryota; Metazoa; Chordata; Actinopteri; Salmoniformes; Salmonidae. The record is from RefSeq and is a predicted model, not a curated record.